Molecule: messenger RNA, 2251 nt
Organism: Phaedon cochleariae (mustard beetle)
Lineage: Eukaryota; Metazoa; Arthropoda; Insecta; Coleoptera; Chrysomelidae
Source: the annotation of a GenBank genome assembly
GACCGUGUGCCGCAAUUACCCGUACGCCGAUCCGCCCGCCAGCGUCAUGUCGACGGAGGGCGGUCUGGGCGGCCCGGGCGCCUCCCCCGCCGCCCUGCCGUCGCCCGGGGGCGGCAAGCUGCCCGCCCUCGACCCCGCCCUCGACCGCUUCCUCGGCAAGGGCUCGCCGUUCGCACCCGCCUCCUGUGAUCCGCAGCGGCAUUCGCAGAGCGACGACGACAGCGGCUGCGCGUUGGAGGAGUACACGUGGGUGCCGCCCGGCUUGAGGCCGGAUCAGGUCCACCUGUACUUCAGCGCCCUGCCCGAGGACAAGGUCCCCUACGUGAACUCGGCCGGGGAACGGUACCGCGUGCGUCAAUUGCUGCAGCAGCUGCCGCCGCACGACAACGAGGUGCGCUACUGCCAUGCGCUUUCGGACGAGGAGCGCAAAGAACUGCGGUUGUUCUCUGGACAGAGGAAAAGGGAGGCACUGGGCAGGGGGGCAGUAAGGCAGCUGCCCGCCCCCGUGCACUGCGAUGCGUGCGACGAGACGUUGUCGACUGGCGACAUCUGCGUGUUCGCGAGCCGAGCCGGCCCGAACACGUGCUGGCACCCAGCCUGCUUCGCGUGCUCCGUCUGCAGAGAGCUGCUGGUCGAUCUCAUCUACUUCUACAAGGACGGCAGGCUGUACUGCGGCAGGCACCAUGCAGAGACAGUCAAGCCUAGGUGCUCGGCCUGCGACGAGAUCAUCCUUGCGGACGAGUGCACGGAAGCGGAGGGCCGCGCGUGGCACAUGAAGCACUUUGCGUGCUCGGAAUGCGAGCGACAGCUGGGCGGGCAGCGCUACAUCAUGCGGGACGGCAGGCCGUACUGCCUCGCCUGCUUCGACGCCUCCUUCGCCGAGUACUGCGACUCCUGCGGCGAACAUAUCGGCGUCGAUCAGGGCCAGAUGUCGCACGAGGGCCAACACUGGCAUGCGGCCGACGCGUGCUUCUGCUGCCGCACGUGCCGCUCCUCGCUGCUCGGCCGCCCCUUCCUGCCCCGCCGCGGCGCCAUCUUCUGUUCGAUAGCGUGCAGCAAGGGCGAGCCGCCCACGCCCAGCGACAGCUCCGGACCGAACACCAGAAUCCCCCGCCAGCAAUCGAGAACCCGCCCCCCACGCCCCCCGUCGCCCAACGAGAGCAGCACGCCGCCGCCCCAGUCGCCCUCCGCCUCUCGUCACCUGCCCACCACGCCCGCCGCCCUCCUCGCCCGCUCUCCCACCACGAGCGGCACGCGCUCGCCCAAGAUGGGCAGGAGGGCGUUGCAGCGGUCGCCGCGGCCGAUGACGGGCGGGGCGUCCGUGCCCAGCACGCCCAGUCUGUCGGAUAAUGGUGGGGGAGGCAACGAGUCGGUAGGGCAUGAGGAUGGGGCAGAUGCGCUCAUGAGAGGGCUGCCUGCCGCUUCGCCCAGCUGCCGCGGCCUUGACAGGGUGCUGCUGGAGCGCAACCUCGAGCGCCUGCUAACGGAAAGGGGGAGCGCCGCGCCCGGACUCGCCGGCGACCUUGAGAAGCUGCUGGCGGCGCGCGACCGCAGCCGCGAACCACUCCAUCUCGCCGACCUCAGUCUGGACGAUUGGCCGUCGCGAACGGGAGAGGAGGAGGAGGAGGGAUGCCGGCGGGAUCAGGAGAAGUUGGUGCAGAACAACCUCGACUCUGCACCACACCACGCCUCUUCGAUGCCCGAACUAGCCCUCGAAAGCCCCGGAACCUCAACUACACCAGGGUCGCCUAAUAAGAGGGGGGGCAGGGGGAAUCUGAGCGUACGUUUUCAGGGGGACAACGAGGCGUUCGAGAGGGACGAGCGAGACCUCGCCGAAGAGGAGGAGGAGGAAGCUUCGAGGAGGUUCCCUAGGAGUCGCAGCUACUCUGGGGGGCGGUCUAGGCAGCACGUCGACACGCUGGAGAGGCGGGGCGGCAAGCAGAGGAGGGCGGCCCACGGGGCGGCCGGCUCUUCUAGGCACAGGAGUCGAGACCACCACCACCGCGACGUCGAAGAAGACGACGACGCCGCCAGCUACUGUUCGACCUGCUCGUCGAGCUCCUCCAGCGACGACCUCGACUACCAGCUGCCGCCGCGACGCGCGUACGGCGGCGUCCGCAUCUCCUACGUGCCCAACGACGCGUUGGCCAUCGCGCGGAGGCGGCAGGCGUCGGUCCAGAAGUCGCCCACGGGGGGCAGAGGCAAUAAGGCGGCGUUGGAGGACAAGGACAAGAAUUGCGUGGUGUCGUGA